Cokeromyces recurvatus is the source of this 527-nucleotide messenger RNA. RefSeq lists its product as uncharacterized. Bases 35 to 355 code for a protein of 106 amino acids. Lineage: Eukaryota; Fungi; Mucoromycota; Mucoromycetes; Mucorales; Mucoraceae. The transcript has 2 exons. The record is from RefSeq and is a predicted model, not a curated record.
UUUUUUUUAUUAUAUUGAAUACUUUGUAUUUACUAUGUGUGAUUUAAACUGGUGUCCUAUGUGUGAUUGCGCUAUUUCUUACGAAUCUGACUCUUUAUAUUGCUCUCUUAUUUGUCUGUUGAAGGAUACUGACUGUUAUUAUAAUGCGAUAUUAAAUAAAGACCCACAAAUGUUUAUACCGAUGCCUGACAUAUAUAAUUCAACACAUAUAAACGAUAUGAAUGACUCCUCCAAUAUGUUAUUGUCUUCAUCACCGCUUAGUCUAUCAAAAUCUGUUGAUACAUCAGCUUCAUUUACACCAGCGUAUAUUAAUCUAGAUCAAUCAAUAGAAAAACUUAAUAAAGCUACUAUUUAAGAUCAACUAAGUCUAUCAUCUAUAGGCUUUUCAUAUUGUGAUUAUAAUGAAAAUGCCUUAUCAAAUCAAGACAAGUACUAUAUCAAUGAUUAUUCUACAUCAUAUUUUAAUGAAGCAUUAAUAUCUUUUUUUAUUUAAUUAAAAACACAAUAAAAUAAGACAUACAUUUGUC